CCCUGCAACUGCAUCUCACUCACCCUCCUCCCUCUCUCUCCCUCCCUCCCUCUCUCUACCUUCGGAUUCAAAAUAUGGCGAAUACGGACACUGAAACCGCCACCGUCACUAAACCCUCGCCGCCGGUGAGCACGGAGGAGCUGAAGAAGGUCUUCGACCAGUUCGACGCGAACGGCGACGGGAAGAUCUCGGCAGUGGAACUCGGGAACGUGAUGAAGGCGAUGGGGACGCCGUACACGGAGGCGGAGCUGCAGCGCGUGAUGGAGGACGUGGACGUCGACCGCGACGGCUUCAUCAAUCUCGACGAGUUCUCCGCUCUCUGCCGAUCCUCCUCCUCCGCUUCCGAGGCCGCGGCCGAGCUCCGCGACGCCUUCGAUCUGUACGACGCCGACCGCAACGGCCUCAUCUCCGCUGCCGAGCUCCACCUGGUUCUCAACCGUCUCGGCAUGUCCUGCUCCGUCGACGACUGCGUCCGGAUGAUCGGCCCCGUCGACUCCGACGGCGACGGAAAUGUCAACUUCGACGAGUUCCAGAAGAUGAUGACGUCAUCCUCCCUCAUCGCCGGAAACGGAAACGCAGGUUCGGCUUAGGCAUCGGAUCUCCGGAUUUCGGAUCCUUGAAGGAAUUUGAAUAUGCAAGGUUUUCGUACGAUUAAUAGGCUAACUUGGAUCGAUCUCUUGUUAUAUGGAUGAUGAUGAUGAUGGAGACCUUAGAUCUGCUUGAUGUUAUUCCAAUUUAUAUGAACCACUUUUCUUUUUUCUGGGUUUAAAAAAAAACAUGUUCGAGCCUAA
Messenger RNA from Tarenaya hassleriana, 791 nucleotides. Its product is annotated as probable calcium-binding protein CML27. Lineage: Eukaryota; Viridiplantae; Streptophyta; Magnoliopsida; Brassicales; Cleomaceae. Gene Ontology annotation, molecular function: calcium ion binding. The transcript has a single exon. The record is from RefSeq and is a predicted model, not a curated record. The coding region runs from base 75 to 590 and encodes 171 amino acids.